GCAGCGCGCAGAGGGAAUGGCGGAGAUCGCUUGCUCGCUGUUUGAUUACCGGGAGCCGCCGACGCUGGACAGCGACGGGGAAACCAGCAAGCCGCCGCCGCCGCGAGGACGUGGCUGUGGAAGGAAAAGGAAAGGGACACCAGUGAAGGUGUGCGACAGAGUCUUUGCUACAGAGGAUGAUGAGGAGAGCACGUCUGAGCACAGCUAUGGACCAGAAAAAGGUGACGGCUGUGAGGAAACAGAGAACCGACACAGAGGGCCUGAUACAGAUGGUCCAUACUAUGAAACACAAUCUGCUCAGCUCUGUGUGGGUGAGGAGGGCACUAGUGGAGGAAGAGUGACUGGGUCGUACCCCUCGCCACCGAAUUGUCGCAUUCGCGAGGUGCACUGUGGCAAUCAAGUGCGACUGAUCGUUAUCGCGAUCCGUGACAUCGCUAAGGGGGAGGAGAUCACAGUGGACUACAGUUUAACAGAGUGGGGAGAAAACGCUGUGGGCUUCCAUGGCACUGUACCUCUGAGUAGCUUCGAGUGCACCUCUGACCACGAAAGUAACGUUAAGAAGAUAAAGGACGAGGAAUCCAGCCGAGUGCCACUUUCUGUUUCAGAAUACCUCACACCUUCCUGGUCUCUCUCGCCCUCCUCGUCUCCUCUCUCUCAUUCUGAGCCCAGCGACUCAGACAGAGACUCCGAUGAUGCCAACGCAGAGCCGCGGAUGCGAGCGCCUCAACGCCACAAGAAGCAUAAUGCCUCUUCGGCCACAACAACUACGAGAAAACCACUUCCGAGCCAUCCACCCUCGUUUCCUUGCUCACUCCCCUCUUCCUCGCUGCAGCCUACUGCUCCCUCCAGACCUGUGUUUAAGUGCCCAGCGCCUGUAGGAGUUCCCGCUAAUAGUGUCAGUGUGUCAGUGGGUCGUGGGCAGAGUACCGUAGCACAAAAACAGCGCUGCGUUUACUGCCGCCGCCACUUCCGAUCUCUCCCACGCCAUCUGAACAAACACCACGCGAACCAGCCAGAUGUGCGGUCUGCCCUGGACCAAGCCCAUUCCUCUGACCAACGCCCCUGUUUACAGAAUUCCCUCCCGUUAUCUUCCAGUACGAAUUUCCAAUGUCCACAAGAGGCUCAUGUGACGGGCAUUGUGGUGGGAACGCCACAGUCACCUCCGACUUCUGUGUCACCUAUCAGAAAAAGCCCAGCCCUCUCCAGCCCCACUCGCAAAAGUCCCGCCCCACAUCCGACGACCCCACCUAGAAGAGGAGGUGUUCCGGUGUCUGUAUUAAAGAGGAGCCCACCCACUCCUGCUACUCCCUCCAAGAAAGGAGGACGAAAAGUCAAAAAAGAAAAAGAGGAUGUCAAUGUUUGUGAGAAGAUGAAGGAAGAUAAAGUGAAUUCAGCGUUUGUGGUGCAGGAGAAGAAGUCGGAGCCAAAAUAUGAAAAAGAAGAGAGAGAAGAAAAUGGAGAUAAAGAUGAUGAAAGCGGAGCGGAGGAUAAAAAUGACUUAUUAAGUUUGCGUCGUCCCCACAUGCUCCCGCUUCUCUCCUCCCUCUCCUCUUUGGUGUUAUACCUCAGACGGCUGCAACACUCCGCCUUCAUCUCGCUUUCUCGCUCGCCGCAGUCGGCCGAGGCGUGGCGACUCCUGUGUCACUCCAGCCUGGCUCUUCUCAUCCUCUUCAACCGCCGGCGUGAAUGCGAAGUCUCCAAACUCACCAUCACUGAGUACCAGGCCCGCGUCACACCACAGUGCCCUGUCUCUGUGUCGCCAGGAGCACCGCAAACCCUCACCCCGCUCGAAGCCGCGCUCUCACCCUUUGAGCGGAUGGUCCUCCCCCAUCUUCCCCGUGCUGGGGUCCAGGGGAAGCGCGGCCGCGUGCAGCCGCUCAUCCUUCCGCCACACUCUGAAGCCUGCCUGGAGAUGCUUUUGCAGACACGUGCCGGCAUCGGCAUUGAUCCCCAGAACCCAUACGUCUUUGCUCGACCGUAUCAUUCUCCAGCCACUCCUCUGCGAGGGACAGACUUACUACGCAGUCUGGCCCGGGCCAGCGGUAGUCGGCACCCGCGGGCUCUGACACAGACCCGCGUUCGCAGGCAGGUGGCGAUACUUACGCAGCUGCUGUUGUUAAGUGAAGUCGAGGAGGAGGGGCAACGCGGAGCUGCCACACAGAGAUUGGAAAGCUUCUUGCAGAGAGAGUAUCAUGUGACGCAGAGCUGUGCCACCAUCGGCCAGGACCCUGGGCUGAUGGGUCUGAUCGGACGGGUCGUGCUAUGCGGAGAGAGAGAUGGUGUCUUGUUUCGGGGAAUGAGUUUGCAUCACAUCUGUUUGGAGUUGGAUGUUUUGUCGGGAAACUCUGCAGACUCUCUGUCAGAGGAGUCCGAUGCUGAGCAGAGUAAAGUGAAACCAGAAACAACUUCUCCGUCCGCCACUAUCAUGAUGAAGAAAACCACAAGCAACAGCAAAUCUCCCCGACCGAAAAAGAUGAGCGGCAACUCUUCGGUCUCUGUGGGACGCAAGAGGACAUCAGGACAGCCCAAACCUGGUAAACGUGGCGUGCUAAAGCGGCCUUGGUCCGAGGCAGAGCGAGCAGCUGUGGAGUCCCACCUGGUGCGUAACAUUAUGGAGCUGCGCGUGCCCGCCAAAGCAGACUGCGAACGCUGUCUGGAGCUCUGCCCCCUGCUGGUCACUAACCACCGGGAUUGGAGGGCUGUUAAAUUCUACUGCCACAAUCGUAUCCAACUGCUCAAGAAAACCCAACAGAGGCAGGGUCCGUCUUCCCUGCCCGUAUGCUGAGGCGGUCAGCUUGCAGGCUCCUGGGGACGUCAGUGAAAAUAGUUAAACGGUACGGUUACGGUAACCACCGAAUAAGGAAGGCUUUAAUUAAUGUGACGUCGUUUGUGAUUUGUGUUUAGUGUGUAAAACAUGAAAACGAUACCUUUGGUACAAGGACACUCUGGGAAGGACAUGUAAACUUGUUUUGUGUACCUACCUAUCCAGUAUGUCACAACUUUGACGAAAAACACUACUUGUUGUCCGCACAAUCAAUGUGAGCUUUAUUACUGACGGUUUGAAAGUAGAUGGACAUAUUGUGACCAGCUGAGAGUCUGAAUUGCACCUCCAGUUUUAUCAAGACACAGAAAGAGGCAAACUGGACACUUUGUGCCUUGAAGGCAGAAAAAAAUCAAUCUUAUUUACACCAUCUAAAGAUAGUUAUGUUAUGAAGGACAUGAAGUAAUUGGAAAUAAUAUAACAAUCUCUUAUCAAAGUGUAUUUGUUUAUUUAUCUUUGCUUAGUGAGAUUACUCUCAUUUUUCAAUGAGGUGCCAUUACUACGUUUCAUUGCAGAUGUUAUUAACUGAUUGAACAACAAUGGUUAAUUUUUACACUAGUAAUGGUGUAACAUCUUUUAACCAUCCAGCACUGUCCAUCCUGUUACUCUAAACCCGAUAUGGAUGUUUGAGUUACGGUUAUUUGCUUUGUAUUAAUCUGUCAAAGCUGUAAUAGGCUUUAUGCCCAGCUGCACCACUUCCUGAACUUCAGCCAGCUCCUUGUUUCCUGUCUGCCAUUAUUGGACAAACUGAUUAAUCCAGGUGUGCCUGACCUCAGUUGUCACAAACAAACUGAUUAAUCAAGGUGUGCCUGGCCUCAGUAGUCACAACAACAAUAAUCAGACACA
Molecule: messenger RNA, 3667 nt
Organism: Paramisgurnus dabryanus
Lineage: Eukaryota; Metazoa; Chordata; Actinopteri; Cypriniformes; Cobitidae
Source: RefSeq, a predicted model, not a curated record